AUGAAAAAUAAUCAAAGGCUAGGGCAGGGCCUAUCUGGGCUAAUAGCAGGUCAUUCCCUUGAUACAUCAGAUGAUCAACAGCAGGAAUCUUUACCUGUUUCAUUGUUGCAUCCCAGUAAGUUUCAGCCCAGAAAAUAUUUUGAUGAGGAAUCACUAAAGGAGCUUGCGAACUCAAUAGAGAAAAGUGGCAUUAUACAACCUGUUGUAGUGCGUAAAGAUCCAAACGAAGGUGGUUAUGAAAUAAUAGCUGGGGAACGCCGCUGGCGAGCUAGCAAGAUUGCAAAACUUAGUAAUAUUCCUGUUAUUAUUAAGGAUUUAAAUGAUAAGGAGUGUCUAGAGAUAUCUAUAAUUGAAAACGUGCAAAGGCAGGAUAUUAAUCCAAUAGAAGAAGGGGAUGCGUAUAAAAAGCUAAUAGAUGAAUUUUCUUAUACACAUGAAGAAUUAUCUACAGUUAUAGGUAAAAGCCGCAGCUACAUAACUAACAUGAUCAGAAUGCUGCUGCUUCCUGAUAGUGUGAAAUUGAUGAUAAGUGAAAAGAAAUUAUCUAUGGGGCAUGCAAGAGCACUAAUCAAUGUUGAAAAUGCAGAGGAGAUUGCAGAAAAAAUAGCUUCUCGUGGUUUGAGUGUUAGGCAAACUGAAAAAUUAAUAAGAGAUUUGCACAAUACACAAGAAAAGCAACAACAGCAUAAAAAUCAAGAUAUAACUGCAAUAGAGAGUACUAUAUCUUUACAGUUAGGCUUGAGUGUGAAGAUCAGCGACAAUAAUUCUCAAGGUGUAGUUACUAUAAAAUAUAACAGCCUUGCAGAACUGGAAAUGAUAGUAAAGGCCUUAACAAGUUAG
Messenger RNA from Rhagoletis zephyria (snowberry fruit fly), 840 nucleotides. RefSeq names its product probable chromosome-partitioning protein ParB. Gene Ontology annotation, biological process: chromosome segregation. Gene Ontology annotation, molecular function: DNA binding. Gene Ontology annotation, cellular component: chromosome. The record is from RefSeq and is a predicted model, not a curated record. NCBI's taxonomy places the organism in Eukaryota, Metazoa, Arthropoda, Insecta, Diptera, Tephritidae.